UCACCAGCAGCACAUCAUGCAGAGGCCCAGCAAACUGCCUGCCGUCUCUCUCCCCGGACGCCCUACCUUUUUCGGACCCCAAGGCUGGGCUGACCUCCCAGAUGGCUUGCUUCACUCCAUCGUUGAUCGGCUGGGCUCCUUCCGAGACCUUCUUGGCUUCGCCACCACAUGCCCCUCGUGGCAUUCUGCCUUCUCCUCGUACCCAUCAAAAUCCACGUUCCUCACAAAAUUACCACCUCUCCUCAUCCAGCCCCAUAUUCGUGCACAAGGUCCUCUUCUUCCUUGUACCAGUGGUUGUCGUGAGCUAUACCCAUGUAAGGUUGUUGAUCCAGCCAACCGAAACGCCGCCCUUCGCUGUUGGAUCCCUCAAGAUACCCUGGAGAAGAUGACAUUUAUUGGAUCCUCCUAUGGUAAGCUCAUCUACUACUGCAACGGGUACUGUCGCAUCAUCGAUGUGUUCACCGGUGACGAGGUCUCAACUCCACGUCUCCCAUCCCGUGCUGGAUGUUCAAAACUUCACUUGGCUGGCAUUCUAACAGCCCCACUUGCAUCACCCAACUCACAUCUCCUUGUCAGUACCGAGUCCUUCCUGCUUGAUCUGCCUGUUGGAAACGACUCUUGGUCCGAACUCCAGCUUCCUUGUCAGUUUGUAAUAGACCAUUUUGUGGAGUUGGAUGGUCAGCUCAUUGUCUCGAAUAGCUAUGGGAGAUCCUACGCUCUGCAGCUGGCCCCUCAGCAUGGCCUGCAGGAGAUAAAAACCAAGCCUGUGCGAGGAAGGCCGGUGGUAGGAAGGCUGGUGGUUUGUGGUGAUAUGCUUCUCAUUCUCAGUUUGGGCGGGUUCCAGCGCCUCGACAUGUCAACCGAGCCCGCGACACGGGUGGCCGUGGAGAAGCUGGGCGAGCGGGCACUCUUUGUAGGGGCGGAAGCGAAGAGCACGGCAGUUUCUUGCAUGAGCCCGGAGCUAUGGGGAGGAAGGAGCGACAUCGUGUACUUUGCUCGUACAGCUCGACCUUGGUUUAUCUAUAGGCUGUGUGGCAGGCCAGAUCGCAUGCAGGAUAGACCAACACGCAUUGAACCUGCAGGCUUUGGAAGCACACCAGUGCAGUCAUCAGUUCGGCUGCUCUGGCUGUACCCAAGCAUGUUCUACUCGGAUGGCCAAUGAAUGAUCUGUGCCUGCCAGCCAACCAAGUACAGCUUGCCGCAGCACCGGCUUCAUCUGAAAUUUGCCUUUGAGAUCCAGGUAGUAGAGAUUGGUUGUUGCUGCAUGGGUAGAAUAUGUUACUCGGUGGUACGGAGGAGUGCUCCCUGCGCUCCUUUAUUUUGUUUGUUGAACUUGAUAAGUUUUAACUUGUGUGGUGUUGGCACUAGCUUACAUCUGGUAGCGGCGGCCAUGCAAUACACGGCGUACAACAUGUAUCCAUGCUGUGGUGGACAGAAAUACUGCACCUAGUGACGCGGUGUGUUGCCCAUGUGCGGCCGCCCGGCUGGAUCUGGGUUGCAACUCGGGAGUCCGGGCCAUGAUGCAGCGUGGCGACAUGUCUGGCUGGCUGCAGCGGCGUGCAGUCGGCUUGCAGCGUUGCUUGCCUGCUACGGCGCCAUGACUCUCAUUUUAAUCAGUUUGCCUUCGAAUAUUAGAUACAAUCUAUAAACGGCGGCUUGACGCAGAGGGUAUGGAUGUGCAGUGAUGGCGGUGGAAUAGCCAAGCUGCUGGGAUCGCAAAAAAGUGGUGGAGAUAUCACAUGAUUGACUUCGAUUUGGUGAUACUUCUCGACUACCUUGUCUUGAGCUCCGGGGUGAAAAACCUUGGUUUGACCCAAGUUGGUUAUACCUGGCAAUGACGAUGUUCUGCAUCGUUACCUUGUAGAAGGCAUUGCACGGAUAUGUUCAGACUUAAUCUUCAAGGUGAAAACCUAGAUUCUGGCCUUUCCUGCUUGGAUCCGGUGACGACG
Messenger RNA from Triticum dicoccoides, 1949 nucleotides. RefSeq lists its product as uncharacterized. Bases 17 to 1162 code for a protein of 381 amino acids. The record is from RefSeq and is a predicted model, not a curated record. NCBI's taxonomy places the organism in Eukaryota, Viridiplantae, Streptophyta, Magnoliopsida, Poales, Poaceae. The transcript has a single exon. Gene Ontology annotation, molecular function: protein binding.